AUGACCUUCCUCUCAUCGCUUCACCGCAUCGCUCCCAUUGCUGCCACUGCUAGACGCGCUGUCAAGCCCGCUUUCUCUUCUGCUUAUGCUGUCAGCCAACAACGUUUCAACUCGAGCAGCACUGUCGAGAUGACUGUUCGUGAUGCCUUGAACCAGGCUUUGGAGGAAGAGUUGACCCGUGAUGAAAAGGUUUUCCUUCUUGGUGAAGAAGUUGCUCAAUACAACGGUGCCUACAAGGUUACCAAGGGUCUUUUGGACAAGUUUGGCCCAAAGCGUGUUAUUGACACUCCCAUCACUGAAAUCGGUUUUGCCGGUUUGGCUGUUGGUGCUGCCAUGAGUGGUCUUAAGCCCAUUUGUGAGUUCAUGACCUUCAACUUUGCUAUGCAGGCCAUUGAUCAAAUCGUCAACUCUGCUGCCAAGACUCACUACAUGUCCGGUGGUACCGUCACCGUCCCUAUGGUCUUCCGUGGUCCUAAUGGUGCUGCUGCUGGUGUUGCUGCCCAACACUCUCAAUGCUAUGCUGCUUGGUAUGGCUCUGUUCCUGGUCUUAAGGUCAUCUCCCCCUGGAACUCUGAAGACGCAAAGGGUCUUUUGAAGGCUGCUAUUCGUGAUCCCAACCCUGUUGUCUUCCUUGAAAACGAGCUUGAAUAUGGUGUCUCUUACCCCAUGUCCGCUGAGGCUCUUUCUUCUGACUACGUCUUGCCUAUUGGUAAGGCCAAGGUUGAGCGUGAGGGUAAGGAUAUCACCAUUGUCUCCCACUCUCGCUCUGUUGGCUUCUCCAUGAAGGCUGCUGAGGAAUUGGCAAAGAGCGGUAUCUCCGUUGAAGUUGUCAACUUGCGUUCCAUUCGUCCUUUGGAUGUCGAUACCAUUGUUGCCUCCGUCAAGAAGACCAACCGCCUUAUCACUGUUGAAGGUGGCUGGGCUUCCUAUGGUGUUGGUUCUGAAAUCGCUGCUCAAGUCAUGGAAUCUGAUGCCUUCGAUUACUUGGAUGCUCCUAUGGUUCGUGUCGCUGGUGCCGACGUUCCUACCCCCUAUGCUAAGAACUUGGAAGAAUUUGCCUUCCCUGAUGACAAGGUCAUUGUUAAGACUGUUCGCAAUGUCUUGGACAAGAAGAUCGGUGCUUAA
This is a messenger RNA of Lichtheimia ornata, 1125 nucleotides long. RefSeq lists its product as uncharacterized. Gene Ontology annotation, molecular function: pyruvate dehydrogenase (acetyl-transferring) activity. The transcript has 6 exons. The coding region runs from base 1 to 1125 and encodes 374 amino acids. The record is from RefSeq and is a predicted model, not a curated record. Gene Ontology annotation, biological process: pyruvate decarboxylation to acetyl-CoA. Lineage: Eukaryota; Fungi; Mucoromycota; Mucoromycetes; Mucorales; Lichtheimiaceae.